This is a messenger RNA of Neolamprologus brichardi, 6607 nucleotides long. It is a transcript of the gene zc3h4, whose product is annotated as zinc finger CCCH-type containing 4. NCBI's taxonomy places the organism in Eukaryota, Metazoa, Chordata, Actinopteri, Cichliformes, Cichlidae. The record is from RefSeq and is a predicted model, not a curated record. Gene Ontology annotation, biological process: negative regulation of DNA-templated transcription. Gene Ontology annotation, cellular component: nucleus. Gene Ontology annotation, molecular function: metal ion binding; RNA binding.
GACGGUCGGCCAUUUUAGGUUCAUCAGUCGUCAUUUCACAUCGCUACAGUAGGACGGAGAACGUCAGGACUCAAUAUUUCUCUUACAACUGUAGUGGAGAAUUGCCUACUAUGAACUGAAACUCUUCCUAAAAUCAAAACAAUUAGAUCCUAGUGUGAAGUGACGCAUAAGCCAGUAGUUUCCAGUGUCGAGUUGUAAUUUUUUGCACCUCAAUGUAGCUAGAGGAAAUGGCUGUGGAAAGCAUGACUGUCCAUCCAAACUCCCCAACUACCAACCACGAACACAACAGUCUCCUGACUGACGAAAGGGCAGAAGAUGGAGAGCUGGAGGAGGGUGAGUUGGAAGAUGAUGGGGGAGAAAUGGAGGAGGAAGAAAUGGCAGGUGGUGUGUCAGCAGUCGGUCCAGGUGGAGACGGCGAAGAAGUGGGUGGAGGUGAAGGAGGCCAGGAAGGGUCGGCGGAGAGGCCUCGGCGAAGUAGGGAGCGCCACGCUAGCAGCGAUUCAGACGACGAGAGAGCCCACCGUCGUAAGAGGAAGCGGAAGAAGGAGCGGGAAAGAGAAAAGAGGAGGUCCAAGAAGAAACGCAAAUCACGACAUAAACGUCAUGCGUCCUCGGAUGAUGACCACUCAGACUACAGCGAUGAGUCUGACUACAGUCCCAGUGAGAAAAGGAAAUAUAGAGAGUACAGCCCCCAGUACGGUUCUUCUCGUGGGAGCUACGGUGGCUCAAAGAGGGGUGGUUACAUGAAGAUGGAGAAACAGGGUUACGGAGGUUACGAUGACUACGAAGAUGACAACUUUGAGGGAGAGGAAGAUGAAGACAUGGGGGAUGACGACUACGAUGACUUCACCAAGGAGCUCAACCAGUACCGAAAGGCCAAGGAGGGAGGAGGCGGCCGUGGUGGGCGAGGGGCCAGAGGUCGUAUGAAGAACCAGAGAGGCCGUGGAUUAAUGAGAGGAGGGAGGAGGGGAAGAGGAGGAGGCAGAGGAAGAGGAGGGCGAGGCGGAGGAGGAAAGAUGGGAGGAGAUGAUGAUGGAGACGGCUACGGAGAUGAAAUGGAGUAUGGAGAUGAUGACUACGACAUGGGUGAGGAUGACUAUGAUGACUACUCGAAAGAGCUCAACCAGUACAAGAAGUCCAAAGACAGAGGCAGAGGUGGUAAAGGGGGCCGCGGGCGAGGCAGAGGUAAAGGAGGACGGGGCAUGAUUAGAGGAGCAAAGGGUCGAAACAGAGGGAGAGGAAGAGGAGACAUGGGGAAUGAUGAUGACCAUGGAGACAUGGACAACGGGGAUGGUGUUGGAGGUGAUGGACCAGGAAUGGGGAGGAGGAAUCAGAAUGAAAAGCACCAGGACAAGAAAGGAAAGGCCAUCUGCAAGUACUACAUCGAGGGGAGAUGCACUUGGGGCGACCACUGUAACUUCAGCCAUGACAUUGAGCUGCCAAAGAAGAAGGAGUUGUGCAAGUUCUACAUCACUGGAUUCUGUGCCCGAGCUGACCACUGUCCUUACAUGCAUGGUGAAUUCCCCUGUAAGCUGUUCCACACCACAGGGAAGUGUGUCAAUGGUGACGAGUGUAUGUUCUCCCACGAGGAACUCAAUGAUGAUACUCGGGAGCUGCUUAACAAGAUGCUGGCAGAGGAUGCAGAAGCUGGAGCUGAGGACGAAAAAGAGGUGGAGGAGCUGAAGAAGCAAGGAAUUAACCCGCUUCCUAAGCCCCCUCCUGGAGUCGGCCUCCUUCCAACCCCUCCCCGGCCCGUUCCUGUUGAAACCAACACAGGUGGUGUGGAUUUUGCUGGGCCUCCAGCUGGGGACUUUGGGGGUCUUCCUGGACCUAAUCAGGUGCCCAUAGCUGUCAAAGGUCCCCCAGGACCAGGGCCUGUUCCUGUCCCUGGUCCCUGCGCCGGUCCACCUGUCCACGGUCCUGAUGGAAGUCCCUUCCAAGGUGGCCCGCCGAAUCCCCCUGGCCUUCCUCCUCCUCCACACAUGGGUCCCCCACCUCCUGCUGGUGGAGGAGGGGGAGGAGGCAUGGGGAAGAAGAUCCCCUCGCUGUUUGAGAUUAAAGUUCAGCCCACAGGACAGCUGGCCCAGAAGCUCGCAGUUAGAAGCCAGGCCCCCAGUACCAACCAGGGUCAGACCCCAACACCUGGACCGCAAGGGCCCCCUGGUGCCCCUCCUCCCAGAUUCCCUGCCCCUCCAGGUAUGAUGCCCCCUGACAUGCAGAACAUGGGCCCCAACCUUGGAAUGAACCAGGGCCCUCCCAACAUGGGACCCGGUGGACCACCAAUGAUGGGAGGAUUUCCACCAGGAGAGGGCCCUCCACAUGGAGGUGCUAUGCCUCCAGGUCCUCCUCAGGGAGGAGGAAACUUCUAUAAUAACUUCUACAAUCAGCAAGAGGGUAUGAAGAUGGAGGGAGUGGUUCAAGAAGGUGACAGUUACCAGGGAUUUUCCGGUAUGGACGAGAGAGGAGGCACAGGAACAUUUGGAAAUCAGUCAGGCAACCAGGAAGGCCCUGCUAAUGGAGCCACAGCCAAUCAGGGGGGGAUUUCUGUGCCUGACUUUCUGCCACCUGCUCAGCGCGUCCUCUUCAUGAGGAUCCAACAGAAGCAGCAAGAGGAAGAGGAAAGAGCUCGCAGGAUGGCUGAGGGAGGAGCAGAAAAAAGCAGAGACACUGAAGGUGACUCAGGGAACUGGUAUUCUAGUGAGGAUGAGGAUGGCGGUGGUAGCGUGACUUCCAUCCUGAAGACCCUCCGUCAGCAGACCCAGGCUCCUCAAAAAUCUGACGGGCAUCCGAGCGACCCACGCCUUGUGAAAGCCUCUCCUUCCCACCCUCCGGCUCGCCCAGCAGACCCCCGCUUAGCUCGGGAUCCACGCUUGGCACGUGCUGCUGAGUCAGCUCAAAUCUCUGACCCCACCCACUCCACACUCGCUCCAUCGUCAUCUGGACCACCUGCAGACCCCAGGCUAGCUAGGCUAGCUGCUGCUGCCUCAGCAGGAUCUGCCUCCCAUUCGCCUCCAGCUGCUAAGCCUGAACCUCCCCUGGUCUAUAAGCCCCCUCCGCUCACGACCCCGGCAGUGGAUGAGGAGGAGACUGAGCGGGUUCUACGGGACAAGCCCGUGCCGAUUCCUCUGGAUCCGCUCAUGGGUAUGGCUCUGAAAGACCCACGUUCCCAGUUGCAGCAGUUCAGCCACAUCAAGAAGGAUAUUGUUCUUCACAUGCCAGCCUUCGCUAAAACCAUCACCUGGUCUCCUGAAGAUCUGCUUCCGCUCCCUAUUCCCAAGCAGGACCUGCUUCCUCUACCCCCAGGCAUCCCUCCCGUGUCCACCCUUGACUCACGUCUGUCCCGCGGUCAGCAGCAGCAGUUACACACGCCACUCUCUCACUCGCAACCUCCUUCCGCACAGCCUCCUCCUUCCUUAGACGCCCCUGCUCCCUCCUCCUCAGCUUCUACCCUCCCAGAAUUUGAAUUUCUGUCUCGCAUCCUGAAGAAUGUUAACUCCAGCACGUCCCAGACUCCUUCUCCUCCUCAUUUACCCACACCCCCUACCACUAUGCCAGUUAUGGGUCAACCUCAGUCCAUGCCUGCAGCUUCUAUAGAAAAGCCCAUUGACCCCCGUGUUGCCCGCAAAGUCCCCUCUGAUCCCCGUCUCCAGCCACCGAAGUCGGCACUGAAGCAGCCAUCAGAACCUGUGCCCCCUCCGUCCACAUCUCCUGCACCAACAUCUAGUUCUUCUCCACCUGCCAUCGCUCCCUACGACCCACGGCUGCUCUCCUCAGUUGGAGCAGGGCGCAGUGUAGGGGCCGGGACACCAGGGGGUGCCAGUGUGCUGAGCAGCAUUAGUCUGUAUGACCCUCGGACUAACAAACCAGGCAGCCCUGGUACCAGCAGUGGCUCUAACAACUCGCCUAACUCAGCCAGCCAAACUGAGUCCAAACUCAGUGACCCCACAACGAGUAAACCUAAAUCCAAGGAGCCCCUCUUUGUUCGGAAGUCUGCAUUGGACCAACCUGAGCCAGAGAAAAGUACAGAGCAAGGCACGGAUAGAUACAACAGCUAUAACAGGCCCCGGCCCAAACCUGCGCCCUCACCUAACUCCACAGCUCAGGGCGGGGCUGCUGCAGCUGGGGCGGCUGCAGCUGGAGGUCAGGGUGCUCCUGGAUCUGCUGCAGACCAGGGGCCCGCAGGGGUCCAUAACCUACCAGUAUCCUCUUUAUUUGGUGUUGUGAAGCAGGCUAGUAAGCCUGGCGGGACAAGCAGCCCCUUUGGGGGAAACAGCCCUGCACAGUCUGAUCAGGCGGCCACAGAGCAGGACAACGGCUCCCUGAAGGAAGUUUUCAAAGGCUUUGACCCCACAGCCUCUCCCUUCUGCCAGUGACACUGAUCCUGGGACCCCGACGCCCCAGAUGUGGCAGCUGGGUGUGGGUUGUUUCAGGUUUUUGGACACUGAAAAUGUCAGUGAAAAGAGAAACGUGCACUGCAGCAACUGCCUGUAAGACGAGUUUUGAUAAGAUUGGCAGCAGACAUAUUACACACAGACACCCAACCACAGUGUUUCAGAUUCUAUAAAAGACUCUCGGGUAGCGUUUAAAGUUUAAAGUGAAAUCUCUAUUUUAAACAGACUUAUUGAUGUAUAAAUAGAUGUAUUCUCUCAUCUCAGUGCUUAAUGAAAAUGAUUAUCCUGACAACAGAACACAUUUAUAUGGAAUGAAACUUUAAGCAUCACAUGUGUUUAAAUCUCCUUUUAUUUAAGUUUCUCACAUCCUUCUGUUUCAUAUUUCUUCUCUUCUCAAAGCUGAUGUGCUCGUGUAUAUAUGCAUAUUUUCUGGUUAGUUACAGAUGGCUGUGCUCUUUGUAACAAAUUAAAAGCUUCUUUUAUAUCUGAUUUUCCCAACAAUAUAUUGUUUAUUUUUGGUGUUUCUUUAAACAGAAUCAAGAGCACUGAGGCAACUUACUUUACACCUGUCAAAAACUAAACGCCCUCCAUAUCACUGCCUUUGCUUUCAUCCACUGUCCUCUGUCUUUGGCGUUAUAUCGAACUAAAGCAUAUUUUUUUCCUUCCAAGGUAACUUUUUUUUCUGCAGAAAUGACUGAAAUGGUCUUUAUUCUACUUAAAUGCUUUUUUAAGUAUUUUUCUACUCCUUUGCACUGUCAGCUUGUGUCUCUGAGGCUUGUAUUUAUAUUUUGAGUGGCUGUAACCCUUCAGGCUGUUCAUGUACAGCUCCAUUUCAGGUGUUUAGCUCUUACAGGUGACCUUUAACCACUACACAACCGUCGAAGCCCCUAAUUCUCACAGAUUUUGCCUUUACUCCAGUCUUGUUGCUGUGAGGAGAAACAGACUUUCACUUGAACAUUUAUUUUUAUCGGUUUGUGAAUAUGGAGAGCACUUAAGCUCUAGUUUCCGUAAAGCUUAAGGGGGCGUUAGGAAAAAGCAGGAAACAGGUUUAGCUGCUCAGACUGAUGACUGACUCUGUCACUUCGCUCUCCACUGGCACAUUUAGGUAGCGCUUAGUUAUCCAUUGAAUCAUGUCCUUUAAUCUCUGCUGCCAAAACUGGUUUUGUCAAAGUUAUUUCCAUGUAUUUCCUCCUAAUUACAUUCGAAUUUGGACCACUGAAUUAAAAGUCAUCUGCAUCUCAGCGUUUAGUUUCUUUGUUUUGUUUUAUUAGCUGUUCUGAACAGAGAAGUUUUCUGCCUUGCAUUCUCAAUUGAAACGCUUGGCUGGUGGCACCAUGACAAUCAUAAACUACAUUUGGACCUAAAAUUCAGAUGACUUGUACAUGUCGCGUUCAUCUGUGCCCCCCCUGCUUUUCAUCUGAACCAUGCCAACCAAAAUAAAUGAAACGAACUAAAAAAAAGUUUGAAAAAGUGGACGUGUAAUUGUGGAAAUGUUCACGGUUUGGACUCGCAGCUUAGAUGAGAGUGCAAGUCUUCUCUCCAGAACGUCUGCCAUAAACACCAUGAACUGUGUGAAUUAGAAGUGAAUCCAGCGUCUGAAUCAGGGUGAGGGAAAGCGGUUGUUCCUGUUUGUUGUAAGGACGGAGCAGUUUCAUUGCCAGUCUCGUUGGUGAAUCUGUACGUGUGCGCUCAGUUGUGGCGGGUUCAGAUGUUUUUGACCUCCAGAAAGUGAAGAUUGUACAACAGCUCUCAGGAUCGUGUUCGUCCGUCUUGUGUAUAAACGUUUUAAUUUAUUUUUUUAUACUUGAGUAAAUAUACUUCCUCACUUGUAAAUUUUGAGCUGAAUCAUUUUGUAUGUCAAGAGAUUACCACUCACCUCAGUGGGCCGUCGGCGCGCUGCAGCAGUGUGAGGAGAGGAAAGACGUUCACGUCUGGUUUUGUGUAUGAAGAUUCAGAUAAGAAAAAUUCACUAUUAUGUCCUCCUCCCUGCCGGUCCAUUUAAAAGCCUGUCAGGAGGCCGAGUGUCAGCUAUAGCAAGUGUGAAAGUUGUUUGUUUUUUCUUUUAUGGAUUUCUUUUUAUUGUUUUGUUCCUUUUUUCCCUCACUCUGUAAAUUUGACCAGUAUCCAGUUCCCGUCUUUGGAGGAGUGGAGUUUUCUAACUGUACACUGUAGGUGAGGUUGUAAGUAUUUAAAUAAAAUUAAUACAUGAUCAACCA